AUGCUUGCGAUGAGCAUAGUGAUAUGGAUUGGAUGGAUUGGAUUGGAUGGUAUAACAAUGCCACGUGGAAACAAAGUCCUUAACAACACUCACUUGCGCAAGCAUUGGCAGAUGCGCGUCCGCACUUGGUUCAACCAAGCCGGUCGCAAGGAGAGAAGAAGAGAGACCAGAGCUGAGAAGGCUGCUGCUAUCUUCCCACGCCCAUUGCGCACCCUCAAGCCAAUCGUCCGUCCACCCACCCAGAAAUACAACAUCAAGACCCGUGAGGGACGUGGAUUCACCUUGGAGGAGCUCAAGGCUGCCAAGUUGAGCGUUCGUUACGCCAGAUCAAUUGGCAUUGCUGUUGACACUCGUCGCACCAACCUCUCCCAGCAAUCUCUCUCGCUCAACGCUCAGCGUUUGAAGGAGUACCAGAGCAAGUUGGUCUUGUUCCCACGCAAGGCUGCCUCGCCAAAGAAGGGUGAUGCCACCAAGGCUGAGAUUGACAGCGCCGUUCAGAACUUGAACGUCUUGCCAUUCAACCAGACCAAGAUCUCUGUCUUCACUCCACGCAAGGUCACCGACGCCGAGAAGAAGUUCCAGGCCUACUCCACCAUCAGAGCCGCCGCCGCCAAGGUCAAGAACUCUGGUUUGAGAAAGAAGGCCGCCGAGAAGAAGGCUGCCGAGUCCAAGGACAAGUAA
Acytostelium subglobosum LB1 is the source of this 681-nucleotide messenger RNA. RefSeq lists its product as hypothetical. The record is from RefSeq and is a predicted model, not a curated record. Gene Ontology annotation, biological process: translation. The transcript has 2 exons. Gene Ontology annotation, cellular component: cytosolic large ribosomal subunit; ribosome. Lineage: Eukaryota; Evosea; Eumycetozoa; Acytosteliales; Acytosteliaceae. The coding region runs from base 1 to 681 and encodes 226 amino acids. Gene Ontology annotation, molecular function: structural constituent of ribosome; RNA binding.